Messenger RNA from Eurypyga helias (sunbittern), 956 nucleotides. RefSeq names its product cytosolic 5'-nucleotidase 1A-like. Lineage: Eukaryota; Metazoa; Chordata; Aves; Eurypygiformes; Eurypygidae. Gene Ontology annotation, biological process: adenosine metabolic process; nucleotide metabolic process. The transcript is spliced from 6 exons. The record is from RefSeq and is a predicted model, not a curated record. Gene Ontology annotation, cellular component: cytosol; cytoplasm. The coding region runs from base 9 to 956 and encodes 315 amino acids. Gene Ontology annotation, molecular function: magnesium ion binding; nucleotide binding; 5'-nucleotidase activity.
AAUCGAAGAUGGCAGAGCCUGAAAGCACGGUCAUAAACACCCAUGUAAAACAGAAAGACCCCAGCGAAGCACUGGUCAUUGCGGUGACCACCAGAGCCAUCUUCAACCUGGAGGAGGAGCACAAGCUCUACCUGGAGAAGGGCAAGGAGGAGUACGCAAGGCACCAGCAGGCCAACCAGGACAAGCCCCUGCCACCAGGCACGGCCUUUGCCUUUAUCCAGGCAGCGCAGUAUGUGAAUGAGAAGAUCCUGGAGAGCAACCCAGCAGAGAAGAACCUCUUUGACAUCCUGGUGCUCUCCAACAACAGCCCAGAGAGCGGCAUACGUAUCAUCAACAGUGCCAAGCACUACGGCCUGGAGAUCUCGAAGUUCUGCUUCGUCAGUGACGAGGACUCCACACUAUACCUGAAGUCCCACGGAGUCAAGCUCUUCCUCUCAGCUGACAGGACAGAUGUCUGCAAUGCCCUGCGGAGAGGGGUCUCGUCAGCACUUGUCUUCCAGCAAGAGGUGCAGGCCACCAGCGCCCCACUCCGCGUGGUGUUCGACGGAGACGCCGUGCUCUUCUCUGAUGAGACGGACCAGGUCUUCCGGGAGCAGGGGCUGGAGGGGGCAGUGCAGUAUGAGCGGGCAAUGGAAGCCGUACCCAUGGGAGAGGGUCCCCUGAAGGCAUUUGCCAUGCACCUUGGGAAGAUGCGCAAGAAGUUCAGCCAGGACAAAUCCCCCAUCCGCACCUACCUGGUGACUGCCCGCGGUGGCCGGGACAUGGGCGUCCGAGCCAUCAAGACACUCCAGGAGUGGGGUCUGGCCAUUGAUGAGGCUUUCUUCAUGGAUGGCGCUCCCAAGGGCCCUAUCCUUGCCCAGAUCCAGCCCCACAUUUUCUUUGACGAUGGUCUUCAUAACAUCCAGGGAGCCCAAAAUGUGGGGGUACCUUCUGCUUGGGUCCCUUCCUGCUGCUGA